CGAGCGCGCAUCUGCCUUCCGUCAAAAGUGACAGCUGCGUCCAGCGGCUCCCCAGUGAACGCGGGCAUUGUUAUCUAUAACACACUGAGCUUCAUCAUCACUGUGAAAUAUCGUCCUGUUUGAGUCAGUUUACUGCUUUUUAAGUUUUUUUUUAUUGUUUUAAGAUGUUUCGUUUUUUUAAGUAAGCAUCUCCUUGGGUGCGCAGCGACAUUUUAUCUGACUUGCGGCGUUUCUGAUGGUCGUGAGAAGAACACGCGCAAAUUAUUCGCCUCACUUUCAUUCAGAUUCAUUCGCAUCAUUCGUCUGUGUUGUUUAAUGCUGUUUCCCGUGCACCAUGUGUUGGAGCUCCAGCAUCUCCUCACCUUUAUUUCCCAGUCAUUGAAAGACCAAUAGAGAAACCACGAGCUGCUCCAUACAGUAAGUGUCUCGGCUCCGUCCACGUGCGAAAAUGCCUGUGCGCCGUGGACACGUCGCUCUCCAGAACACCUAUCUGGACACCAUCAUCAGGAAAUUUGACGGACAAAACCGUAAAUUCCUAAUAGCCAACGCCCAGAUGAAAAACUGCGGGAUUAUCUACUGCAAUGAAGGCUUCUGUCAGAUGUUUGGUUUCUCGCGAUCGGAGAUCAUGCAACAGUCCUGCACCUGUCAGUUCCUUGUGGGGCCGGGCACAAUGAAGAGCGCCCUGGCACAGGUGGCACAGGCCCUUCUCGGAUCAGAGGAGUGCAAAGUGGAGAUCCUCUAUUACUCUAAAGAAGGAACUUGUAGGCCGUGUCUGGUGGAUGUUAUUCCAGUAAAGAAUGAGGAAGGAGUUGUUAUCAUGUUCAUCUUAAACUUCCAGGAGCUCUUAGACCCCUCCCUGAAGAAAGGUGGCAUCAAACAGCGUGUGACAAAUAGCUGGCUACGGGCAGGUCAAAGGCGUAAAAUAAAGUUCAGAAUGCCUUCCCUCCGUGUCAGACGCCAGUCGUCUCUCCCAAAAGACCACUUUGAGGGCGUGGUGGUGGACUACUUACAGCCCUCUACUGAUGAGGUUGUGCUGAAGGACCUCCAGAUGUCAUCUCAGGAGAGCUGCUUAAAGUCAGAGACCCAGGCCUUGAUUCAGCAGAACCCCUCCGCCUGUGACUUCCCCUCUCCAAUGUCACGGCCGUCAGAUCGGUUAGACCCCAACGUACCUCAGCUCAAACACAGCCGCUCCAGAGAGAGCAUCCGCAGUCUGCGCAGGGCUUCCUCGCUGCAUGACAUAGACGGCAUGAGGGACCAAUGGAACGAUCUGAAGCCCAGUAAUCUAAAUUCCACCUCAGACUCUGAUCUAAUGCGGCACCGCAUCCCUCAGGUGACGAUUUCAUUUGGCUCUGACCGUCUCAGACCCCCGUCACCCACAGAGAUUGAGAUCAUAGCACCCAGCAAGAUUAAAGAUCGCACACAGAAUGUCUCGGAAAAGGUUACGCAAGUCACCCAGGUUCUCUCACUUGGAGCAGAUGUGCUCCCCGAAUACAAGCUCCAAGCUCCACGCAUUCACAAAUGGACCAUUCUCCACUACAGCCCGUUCAAGGCAGUAUGGGACUGGAUCAUCUUGCUUCUGGUGCUCUACACAGCCGUCUUCACUCCCUACUCUGCGGCCUUCCUCCUCAAUGAGCAGGAGGAUGAGAGGAGGCGCACCUGCGGCUACACCUGCAAUCCUCUCAAUGUAGUCGACUUGGUGGUGGAUGUCAUGUUCAUCAUUGACAUCCUCAUUAAUUUCAGGACCACAUAUGUGAAUCACAAUGACGAGGUGGUCAGCAAUCCAGUUCGGAUAGCUCAGCACUAUUUCAAGGGCUGGUUCCUCAUAGACAUUGUUGCUGCGAUCCCAUUCGAUCUGCUUAUUUUCAGAUCGGGAUCAGAUGAGCCUCAAACCACCACUCUGAUUGGCCUGCUGAAGACCGCACGGCUGCUGCGAUUGGUGCGCGUGGCGAGGAAACUGGACCGGUACUCUGAAUACGGUGCGGCAGUGCUCUUCCUCCUCAUGUGCACCUUCGCGCUCAUCGCUCACUGGCUAGCAUGCAUCUGGUAUGCCAUCGGUAACGUGGAGCGCACCAGCUCCUCGCGCAUCGGAGGUAUGAAGAUCGGCUGGCUGGACAACCUGGCCGACCAAAUCGGCAAGCAGUACAACGAGAGCGAUAUCGCCUCUGGCCCCUCCAUCAAGGAUAAAUAUGUAACUGCACUGUAUUUCACCUUCAGUAGCUUGACCAGUGUGGGAUUCGGAAAUGUGUCUCCGAACACCAACCCUGAGAAGAUCUUUAGCAUUUGCGUCAUGCUCAUUGGCUCUCUGAUGUAUGCCAGUAUCUUCGGCAAUGUUUCGGCUAUAAUUCAGAGGUUAUAUUCAGGAACAGCUCGCUACCACACUCAGAUGCUACGUGUGAAAGAGUUCAUCAGGUUUCAUCAGAUCCCGGGAGGUCUUAGGCAGCGGUUGGAGGAGUAUUUUCAGCACGCCUGGUCCUACACUAAUGGCAUCGACAUGAAUGCAGUGUUGAAGGGUUUUCCAGAGUGUCUUCAGGCUGACAUUUGUCUGCAUCUAAACCGCAGUCUGCUGCAGAACUGCAAGGCCUUCCGCGGGGCGAGUAAAGGCUGCCUGCGAGCUCUGGCCAUGCGAUUUAGGACCACUCAUGCACCACCUGGAGAUACUCUAGUGCACAGCGGAGACGUUUUGACUGCUCUAUAUUUCAUCUCCAGAGGAUCCAUAGAGAUCCUUAAAGAUGACGUGGUGGUGGCCAUUCUAGGUAAGAAUGAUAUUUUUGGAGAACCCCUCAGUCUGUACACCAGGCCAGGCAAAUCAAGUUCAGACGUGAGGGCUUUGACCUACUGUGACCUACAUAAGAUCCUGAGAGACGACCUGCUGGAAGUGUUGGACAUGUAUCCUGAUUUCUCCGACAGCUUCUGGAGCAACCUAGAGAUCACGUUCAACCUUAGAGAUGCAGACAGAAUCUUCCAUCCAACCCCAAGCGAGGACUCACAUUGUGCAUACCGUCGGCGCAGAAACAGAAGGAACCCCUUGCAACGCAAUCGACCUGACGGUAUGGACCGAGAUGGAAUGAACACAUACCCGGUCCAGAAGUGUUCUCCUGUGGGGAAUCAUCGGGAGGCGAUACCACACUCACAUUGGGAUGAUUUAUGCAGUAAUACCAGUGCUGCCUCCCUGUCCAGUCAGGAGGACAUGAAGCCACUCGUAUCUGGCCAAGGAGAGAUGGAUUCUCCAGAGUCCGAGAGGCAAGAAUACUCCCCUUGUGCAGUCAGCCUUCUGCCACAUAGCAACAACACAGCUUCUGGCAUAGGUGGACCACUGGGAGUGCCACAUCCGUAUACAGCAGCUCCUCUCAACGUUUCUGGGUUAUAUGACUAUUUGGCAGACCGCAGUCAGUUAUCAGAGAGUCAGAGACGCUCAUCCACAGUACAAGCCUGUUUUCAUCAACACAGCUCUUGUACUGAUCCUGAAAAAUCAAACCACCUGCAGGUCCGCCUGGACAAAUUACAGUCACAGCUCAACAGACUAGAGACAAGGAUGACAGCUGAUAUAAAUGUGAUCCUGCAGUUACUACAAAGACAGAUGGCACCUGUGCCCCCUGCUUACAGCGCUUUAACCCCUGAACCGCUAGUCCAACCAACUCACCCUACCAGCCUAUACACCACAACACCUCACAACGCUACACCCUCUGUACAAAUCACUGACAGCCAAGCAUCACCUAUGAGUCCUGAUGUGGAUAGCUCCAAAAACAAGUCUCCAGACUCUUUGUCCAGUGGGAUCCAUCUGACAAUAGCAUCAAACGACACCAUGUCCAUGUCCCCAGAAACUGAGACAGAUCUGACUGUGCCCACAGGAGCGAGUCCUCCCCCUGAGCCUCAUCUUGAGCCCACCAGACUGCUGUAUAGAAGCCUGCACUUCCCCUCGCUCCCAGAAAACCUGGAGAGUCCAAAUACGCAAGAGGGCUCGGCAGAAAUCCUUAGGCACGUGUCUGAUCCAGGCUUACCUGGCAGCUAGGGGCCAAAACCAGACUUCUGUUUGUUCUGCUGUGUUUUGUUUGUGGCCUGAGCACAGCCUUCCAACAAUGCAUAUAUAUUUUCCACAUUUUUAUGGUUUUCAGCUUAACAUUGCACUAUUUGCAAUACAUCUACGCUUGUCAUGUAACUUGUCUUAGCAACAUUAGGUCUAAAGACAAUAGUGGAUCCAACAUGGUGCAUUUUCUCAAGAUAUUUUGUUUCAUAUCCCUUCUCAUUAGAAGCAGGAGUUUUUCCUCGGAUGCAGUAAAAAUUUGGUAACAAAUGUCAGUGUUUGUUAUCGAAUAUGAAAAGAAACACAAUGCGCAGUAAGACAAGAUUACUGCUUUACGAUCGACCAUCAUUUUCUGCUAUUAUAAUUGUAAAUGUAAAGUUUUUUAGCAUUCUUUAUUUUUAGAUAGUAAAUUCUGAGGCAGCGACAAUGCUGAGACAUUUCAAUGACAGUUAAACAUGUCUGGGCGGUUUUCAACACUUUUGUGUAUUGAUAUAUUACAGAAGUGCAGGAAAUUUCUCAAUGUAUAUUUU
This is a messenger RNA of Misgurnus anguillicaudatus (oriental weatherfish), 4551 nucleotides long. RefSeq names its product potassium voltage-gated channel, subfamily H (eag-related), member 6a (gene kcnh6a). Gene Ontology annotation, molecular function: inward rectifier potassium channel activity. The record is from RefSeq and is a predicted model, not a curated record. Lineage: Eukaryota; Metazoa; Chordata; Actinopteri; Cypriniformes; Cobitidae. Gene Ontology annotation, biological process: regulation of heart rate by cardiac conduction; membrane repolarization during cardiac muscle cell action potential; regulation of ventricular cardiac muscle cell membrane repolarization. Gene Ontology annotation, cellular component: plasma membrane.